Messenger RNA from Homalodisca vitripennis (glassy-winged sharpshooter), 491 nucleotides. RefSeq lists its product as uncharacterized. NCBI's taxonomy places the organism in Eukaryota, Metazoa, Arthropoda, Insecta, Hemiptera, Cicadellidae. The transcript is spliced from 4 exons. Bases 1 to 477 code for a protein of 158 amino acids. The record is from RefSeq and is a predicted model, not a curated record.
AUGCAAAGUUUCUCCUCCUCCUACGAUGAGGAAAUUAACAACGGAAACAAUAUCAACCUAUUUGAGGAACAAAACUUUACCAGAGUUCGAGUUCAUGAACUUUCCUUGCCACACACAAGGCGUGGAAAGAAACGCUGCAGAGAGGCGUGUAGGUGUUGCAUCGUUGCACUGAAAGGUUUGUUAUUGCUAGUGCUGGUAAUUUGCUACGCAUCUUCACAGGUGUACUAUGGACCAGGAGUAGAUGGACGAUGGGGAUAUUAUGUUUAUGUGGGCCCAACUUAUGACUACUCUUUCUUGGAUCCGAAUUACGUUGGAAGACGUUUAGGCUGCAGAGAGGGCUGUGUGAGGAUCAUGUCCGGCUGUUCGUGUAAGGGACCCCCAAGCGGACCGAAUUACAAUUCGGGCUCCGGAUCUGUGAUUGUCACGUCAUGGCCACGACCACCCAGGCGCAAACCUAAAAUCCCCCUCUUGUAUUAAAUAUUACAAUUCUU